CUGGGUCAGAGGGAUGAAAGGGGGUGAGCCCUGCUGGUGCUGCCCCGCCCCCCGCCACCCUGCUGCCCGCAGCAAACUCUUGCACAAGGACCCCAGGCUCCCAGGCCCCAGGAGAGCUGUGCGCGCUGCAGAGGAGCAGAGAGGAGAGGAGAGGAGCACCAGAGAAGCCAUGAUACUUGCGUGGACGCGUCAGGGUGCGGGGCGGGGCUCCCGGGCCCUGAGCGGACUGUGGCUGUGGACAGCGCUCUGCUGCGGUAUGCCCUGGUGCUAUUUCUUGGCAUAUCAUGGGACUGACUGCUGGACUUACCAUUAUUCUGAAAAACCUAUGACCUGGGAAAAUGCUAGAAGGUUCUGCCAAGAAACUUACACAGAUUUAGUUGCCAUACAAAAUAAGGCCGAGAUUGAGUACCUAGAAGGGACCCUGCCCUUCAGCCGAUAUUACUACUGGAUAGGCAUCCGGAAGAUCGGACAGACAUGGACGUGGGUGGGGACCAACAAGUCUCUCACUGAAGAAGCAGAGAACUGGGGGGCGGGGGAGCCCAACAACAAGAAAUCCAAGGAGGACUGCGUGGAGAUCUAUAUCAAGAGGGAAAGAGACUCAGGAAAGUGGAAUGAUGAUGCCUGCCACAAACGCAAGACAGCCCUGUGCUACACAGCUUCCUGCGGGUCCCAGUCAUGCGGUGGUCGUGGAGAAUGUGUCGAAACCAUCAAUAACCACACCUGUAACUGUGAGCCGGGGUACUACGGACCCGAGUGCCAGCUUGUGGUCGAGUGUGAGCCUCUGAGCGCCCCAGACCUGGGCACCAUGGACUGUGUCCACCCUUUGGGAAACUUCAGCUUCCGCUCCCAGUGUACCUUCCUCUGCACGGAGGGGACAGAUCUAAUCGGGGCUGAAGAGACCAGCUGUGGACCCCUGGGGAACUGGUCAUCUCUAGAACCAACCUGUCAAGAGACAGGCCGGACUUUCUCAGUGGCCAGCGAAGGUGGCUACAACCCCCUCUUCAUUCCAGUGGCGGUCAUGGUCACGGCCUUCUCUGGACUGGCAUUUAUCGUUUGGUUGGCGAGACGACUGAGAAGAGGCAAGAAAUCUCAGGAAAGGAUGGAUGACCCAUACUAGUCUGUCGAUGGUGAAGGAAAAUUCUUAAGCUACGAGAAAAAUCACUGGGAAAUGACUUACAUCUUUCCACGGUAUCUUGUGAAGAGAAAGUGUUUCCUUCGGUGCACUUGGGAGAUUUCUUCAUGACCAACAGCCCCUUCUGUUCCCCUUUGGACCUUUAUUCAUUCUCCUACUCACAACCCACAGUUGAUCUUACAUAGCUCUGUUUUUCAUCAUCUUUUCUAGGGAGAAACAAAUGAGACCAGACUAGAAAGGAGGGGAAAGAUUUCUAUGGAAUAUAAAGAUGUCGAACUUUGCUCUUUCCUAUUUCUUAUUUCAAGUGCCAUUUCAAUAAUGUACUCAAUAAUAAAGGUUAUUAUGAUCCUGUAUAUAA
This is a messenger RNA of Dipodomys ordii (Ord's kangaroo rat), 1490 nucleotides long. It is a transcript of the gene Sell, whose product is annotated as selectin L. The coding region runs from base 14 to 1117 and encodes 367 amino acids. Gene Ontology annotation, biological process: leukocyte migration; cell adhesion. Lineage: Eukaryota; Metazoa; Chordata; Mammalia; Rodentia; Heteromyidae. The transcript has 8 exons. The record is from RefSeq and is a predicted model, not a curated record. Gene Ontology annotation, cellular component: membrane.